AUGUUGGGCUUCUUCACCACGUACUGCACAGACAUCUUCAUCAUCAUCAUCAUCUUCAUCAUCACUACAGACUGCACACACAUCAUCUUCAUCUUCAUCACUACAGACUGCACACACAUCAUCUUCAUCAUCAUCAUCUUCAUCAUCACUACAGACUGCACACACAUCAUCUUCAUCAUCUUCAUCAUCACUACAGACUGCACACACAUCAUCUUCAUCUUCAUCACUACAGACUGCACACACAUCAUCUUCAUCUUCAUCACUACAGACUGCACACACAUCAUCUUCAUCUUCAUCACUACAGACUGCACACACAUCAUCUUCAUCUUCAUCACUACAGACUGCACACACAUCAUCUUCAUCAUCACUAUAGACUGCACACACAUCAUCUUCAUCAUCACUAUAGACUGCACACACAUCAUCUUCAUCAUCACUAUAGACUGCACACACAUCAUCUUCAUCAUCAUCUUCAUCACUACAGACUGCACACACAUCAUCUUCAUCUUCAUCACUACAGACUGCACAGACACCAUCUUCAUCAUCAUCACUACAGACUGCACACACAUCUUCAUCAUCAUCACUACAGACUGCACACACAUCAUCUUCAUCUUCAUCACUACAGACUGCACAGACAUCAUCUUCAUCAUCAUCACUACAGACUGCACAGACAUCAUCUUCAUCAUCAUCACUACAGACUGCACAGACAUCAUCUUCAUCUUCAUCACUACAGACUGCACAGACAUCAUCUUCAUCAUCAUCACUACAGACUGCACAGACAUCAUCUUCAUCUUCAUCACUGUGUGUGAUGUAUGUCUGUGGUUCUGUCUGUGGUUCUAUCAGUCUGUGGUUCUGUCUGUGGUUCUAUCAGUCUGUGGUUCUGUCUGUGGUUCUAUCAGUCUGUGGUUCUGUCUGUGGUUCUAUCAGUCUGUGGUUCUGUCUGUGGUUCUAUCAGUCUGUGGUUCUGUCUGUGUCUGUGGUUCUGUCUGUGGUUCUAUCAGUCUGUGGUUCUGUCUGUGGUUCUAUCAGUAUGUGGUUCAGUCUAUGGUUCUAUCAGUCUGUGGUUCAGUCUAUGGUUCUAUCAGUCUGUGGUUCUGUCUGUGGUUCUAUCAGUCUGUGGUUCUGUCUGUGGUUCUAUCAGUCUGUGGUUCUGUCUGUGGUUCUAUCAGUCUGUGGUUCUGUCUGUGGUUCUAUCAGUCUGUGGUUCUGUCUGUGGUUCUAUCAGUCUGUGGUUCAGUCUAUGGUUCUAUCAGUCUGUGGUUCUGUCUGUGGUUCUGUCUGUGGUUCUAUCAGUCUGUGGUUCUGUCUGUGGUUCUACCAGUCUGUGGUACAAUCAGUCUGUGGUUCUGUCUGUGGUUCUGUCUGUGGUUCUAUCAGUCUGUGGUUCUAUCAGUCUGUGGUUCUGUCUGUGGUUCUGUCUGUGGUUCUAUCAGUCUGUGGUUCUGUCUGUGGUACAAUCAGUCUGUGGUUCUGUCUGUGGUACAAUCAGUCUGUGGUUCUGUCUGUGGUUCUAUCAGUCUGUGGUUCUAUCAGUCUGUGGUUCUGUCUGUGGUUCUGUCUGUGGUUCUAUCAGUCUGUGGUUCUGUCUGUGGUACAAUCAGUCUGUGGUUCUGUCUGUGGUACAAUCAGUCUGUGGUUCAGUCUGUGGUUCUGUCAGUCUGUGGUUCUAUCAGUCUGUGGUUCUGUCUGUGGUUCUGUCUGUGGUUCUAUCAGUCUGUGGUUCUGUCUGUGGUUCUAUCAGUCUGUGGUUCAGUCUAUGGUUCUAUCAGUCUGUGGUUCAGUCUAUGGUUCUAUCAGUCUGUGGUUCUGUCUGUGGUUCUAUCAGUCUGUGGUUCUGUCUGUGGUUCUAUCAGUAUGUGGUUCAGUCUAUGGUUCUAUCAGUCUGUGGUUCAGUCUAUGGUUCUAUCAGUCUGUGGUUCUGUCUGUGGUUCUAUCAGUCUGUGGUUCUGUCUGUGGUUCUAUCAGUCUGUGGUUCUGUCAGUCUGUGGUUCUGUCUGUGGUACAAUCAGUCUGUGGUUCUGUCUGUGGUACAAUCAGUCUGUGGUUCAGUCUGUGGUUCUGUCAGUCUGUGGUUCUAUCAGUCUGUGGUUCUGUCUGUGGUUCUGUCUGUGGUUCUAUCAGUCUGUGGUUCUGUCUGUGGUUCUAUCGUCUGUGGUUCAGUCUAUGGUUCUAUCAGUCUGUGGUUCAGUCUAUGGUUCUAUCAGUCUGUGGUUCUGUCUGUGGUUCUAUCAGUCUGUGGUUCUGUCUGUGGUUCUAUCAGUAUGUGGUUCAGUCUAUGGUUCUAUCAGUCUGUGGUUCAGUCUAUGGUUCUAUCAGUCUGUGGUUCUGUCUGUGGUUCUAUCAGUCUGUGGUUCUGUCUGUGGUUCUAUCAGUCUGUGGUUCUGUCUGUGGUUCUAUCAGUCUGUGGUUCUGUCUGUGGUUCUAUCAGUCUGUGGUUCUGUCUGUGGUUCUAUCAGUCUGUGGUUCUGUCUGUGGUUCUAUCAGUCUGUGGUACAAUCAGUCUGUGGUUCUGUCUGUGGUUCUGUCUGUGGUUCUAUCAGUCUGUGGUUCUGUCUGUGGUUCUGUCUGUGGUUCUGUCUGUGGUUCUAUCAGUCUGUGGUUCUGUCUGUGGUACAAUCAGUCUGUGGUACAAUCAGUCUGUGGUUCUGUCUGUGGUUCUAUCAGUCUGUGGUUCUGUCUGUGGUACAAUCAGUUUGUGGUUCUGUCUGUGGUUCUAUCAGUCUGUGGUUCUGUCAGUCUGUGGUUCUAUCAGUCUGUGGUUCUGUCAGUCUGUGGUUCUGUCUGUGGUACAAUCAGUCUGUGGUUCUGUCUGUGGUUCUGUCUGUGGUUAUAUCAGUCUGUGGUUCUGUCUGUGGUUCUAUCAGUCUGUGGUUCUAUCAGUCUGUGGUUCUGUCUGUGGUUCUAUCAGUCUGUGGUUCUGUCUGUGGUUCUAUCAGUCUGUGGUUCUGUCUGUGGUACAAUCAGUCUGUGGUUCUGUCUGUGGUACAAUCAGUCUGUGGUUCUGUCUGUGGUUCUAUCAGUCUGUGGUUCUAUCAGUCUGUGGUUCUGUCUGUGGUUCUAUCAGUCUGUGGUUCUAUCAGUCUGUGGUUCUAUCAGUCUGUGGUUCUAUCAGUCUGUGGUUCUAUCAGUCUGUGGUUCUGUCUGUGGUUCUAUCAGUCUGUGGUUCUGUCUGUGGUUCUAUCAGUCUGUGGUUCUAUCAGUCUGUGGUUCUGUCUGUGGUUCUAUCAGUCUGUGGUUCUGUCUGUGGUUCUAUCAGUCUGUGGUUCUGUCUGUGGUUCUAUCAGUCUGUGGUACAAUCAGUCUGUGGUUCUGUCUGUGGUUCUGUCUGUGGUUAUAUCAGUCUGUGGUUCUGUCUGUGGUACAAUCAGUCUGUGGUUCUGUCUGUGGUUCUGUCUGUGGUUAUAUCAGUCUGUGGUUCUGUCUGUGGUUCUGACCUGUUUCCGAACCGGGUCCGGGGCUCGGUCUCCGGUGGCUGCUCCUGGUCCACGGCUCCAGGUUCGAGGGUAA
Knipowitschia caucasica is the source of this 3504-nucleotide messenger RNA. The record is from the annotation of a GenBank genome assembly. NCBI's taxonomy places the organism in Eukaryota, Metazoa, Chordata, Actinopteri, Gobiiformes, Gobiidae.